UGGGUUUUUUUUAGUGUUUUUUUUUAUGAUAGAUAACACAUUUUGACGCAACCUGGCCAUUUAUGCUCUUCAAUCGAUUUUUCAUCCGAUUGAGUUAAGCAUAAUUUGCAUAAAGGGUGUAACUUUAAUUUGUAUUCCUACGACAAUAUCCAAAGAUUACUGCAUACUAAUAUAGCUUUUGAUUCUACCUUGCGAUAUUUCAAAUAAACCAUGGAACAGUAUGUAUACAUGAUGUACAUAAAACGUAGUUACAUAUAUACAACAACAGGGGUCAAACACGCAAAGAAUCAGGAGAAUAGGUAAAUUUUGAAUAAACAUACAUACAUGUAACUUUCGUUGAGAUUCAGAAUCUUUACAAUACAUACAUGUAAGUUCUCAAUUGUUUUUCUUUUGGGGGCAGAACAAUGUUAAAUAUUUUAGAAAAUCUCUUCGUAAUUUGCGCAAUGCGUUACAUUCCAAAAAAACUGUAUUUAAAAAAGCACGUUUAAAUGAAUGUUGUUGUUUUGUAGAUGUUACUAAUAAAUAUAAGAUGUGGUCCAUAUUGUUUAAUGUUGGUAUUCGAUGCAUGGAAACUGCUUCAGGUAAUCCAUUUUUGUACAACAGCGUCUUCAUAUUCUUUGAAUAUUGCAUACUGAUUAAAUGCGAAUUCAAAACACCUGAUCCAUCAGACCGACAUGCAUAUGUCACUGUGAUAAAAAAAUAAUAACGAUACAACUGCAAUAAAUGCGCUCAUCAUUCUCUGUACAUCAAAGACUGCCUGUAGAUAUAAACGGAAUGUAUAAAUUGGGCGGCUUAUCUAGGGAAAUCCGUUAAUAGAAAUUUCACAAGACAACUUAAUAGUAUUCCAAUGUCUGGUUGUCCAGCCUUUCUGUUUCUGUCUCCAUCCUACCUUAGCUUAAACGACCUUCAUUAACGAAUAGAUGACACACUUAACAGAUCAGCCGCAACUCUCGGCAUCCCUUGUGAUUCUACGAAAUUUCUAGAUUCUGUCUUCUCUUUUUUACAUUUUGAUCAUUGUUUCCCUGUGUUGGGUCACUAAAUUCUUUCGAUUUGAGGAACGAUUGUUACAUCGAUUCGUCAGAAUAAAUGUGUACGAAUUAUUUUUGCUCUUAAAAAUCACACUACUUGCAUCAUUUUUGACAAUGAAUAUCUAAAUAUGAAUCACAUGUAUAAUCAAUGUGUCUUAAUAUCUUGUAAACAUAAGAUGUAUUUCCUGAAAAUGAAUAGAAAUCUUAGAAAUUACAUUUUUCAUACCAAUUGUUAGGCCCUUCUUAGCAUACUGAUUUUGACUACGGAUUACUCCGUUUUCCUGAGCAAGACAGGACUUACGGUGGGUAUGACCGGUUGAUAGGGGACGCUUACUCCUCCUAGGCACCUGAUCCCAUCCCUGGUAUGUCAAGGGGUCCGUGUUUGCCCAACUCUCUAUUUUGUAUUACUUAUAGGAGUUAUGAGAUUGAUCACUAUUCGUUAUUUUCACCUUUCAUCUAAAAGGUUUCUUUGAAUACGAUAAACGACAUGAAUCUGCAGACCCGUAUAGUCAGUGUGUUUCAUCGUUUACUGUGUGUUUUCGUUUCACCUGUCAUUCAUAAAAUCUUAUCUCAAACUUUGUAUUCUGACACAUGAAACCUACUUGCACGUAACCUUACGGCAGCAUUUGAAAACGCACUAAACCCCUUCUUCAAGCUAGUUUUAAAGAGAGAAAAAUGGAAAUGAAAGUCAUAUCCAGAGAUCUGAGCCCGGCUUCAUCCGACCUCGAUAGUGACCAAUCGGAGAACGAGAGGGGAAGAUGGGGGAGAAAGCUGGACUACAUGUUAUCCAUGAUCGGUUACUGUGUUGGUCUAGGCAACAUAUGGAGGUUUCCCUAUCUCUGUAUGAGGAAUGGUGGCGGUGCUUUCCUGAUACCUUUCAUGCUCUUUCUAAUGAUUUGUGGUCUACCGUUGUAUUUUCUCGAAGUCUCUCUUGGUCAGUUUACAGGGAAAGGAUGUUUCCAUGUUUGGGAAGCCUGUCCUCUCUUCAAAGGGAUUGGUGUCGGGAUGUUCUGUGUUCUUUUUGUUAUCACCCUGUAUUAUAACAUAAUUAACACCUGGACGUUGUUCUACAUGGGGAGUUCUUUUUUCUCACCCGUCCUUUGGUCAAGAUGUGACGAGGAAUGGAAUACACCACCAUGUAUCAACGACAUGCCCAAAUCAACUUCAAACAGCACAAAGUUAAACGUAUCUGUUUCAUUAACCCAGACUCUCCUGGGAUCCAAUCACUCCAGUAAUACAACAGCUGUUGGUAUCUUAAACGGUACUAAAGUUGUUAGCUCAACAAGUGAAGAACAGUUUUGGUUCAACCACGUCCUUAAUCUGUCAGAGGGUCUACAUGAUGUCGGUUCUUUGAACUGGCGCCUAACACUUUGCUUUCUGAUAGCGUGGAUUGUGAUUUGCCUUUGUUUAAUCAAAGGAGUAAAAUCUCUUGGAAAGGUAGUCUACGUAACGGCUACGCUGCCGUAUCUCCUGCUGACAGUGAUUCUCAUUAAAGGAUUGACAUUGCAUGGUUCAAUUGAUGGCAUCCUUUUCUACAUACGUCCAGACUUCAACAAACUUGCCAAUGUCCAGGUGUGGUUGGAGGCAGGUUUACAGGUGUUUUACUCACUGGGACCAGGAUGGGGACCCCUCAUUACAAUGGCCAGCUACAACAAAUUUAACAACGAUUGCUACAGGGACUCCAUAACGUUAACACUGAUAAGCGAAGGAACGAGUAUUUUUGGAGGAUUUGCGAUAUUCACGAUUAUUGGGUACAUGGCCCACAUAGCAGGAAAACCCGUAGAAGACGUAGUGCAGGCGGGUCCUGGGCUAGCUUUCCUCGUGUACCCGGAGGCUCUUUCACUACUUCCGUUUCCAAACCUUUGGGCAGUUGUGUUUUUUGUAAUGUUAUUCACCGUUGGAUUAGACAGCCAGUUUGCCACACUGGAGGCAUGCAUGACAGCUGUCAGUGACAUUUUCCCGCGCCUUCGACGUCACAAAGCCCUUCUGUCAAUAGUGUCAUGUUGCUUCUUCUUCCUGGUGGGAUUGUUGUUGUGCACAAGUGCUGGUCUGUACAUAUUCCAGCUUCUAGACUGGUACAUUGCAGCGUUCGCUGUCCCUCUGUUUGGCGUGCUCGAGUGCAUCAUUUUUGGUUGGAUUUAUGGGGCGGAAAACAUGUCACGUGACAUAAAGACAAUGAUUGGGAGGAGUGUGCCUGUUUACAUGAGGAUACACUGGUGUAUCAUUACGCCUUUAUCAUUAAUGGUGCUCUUAAUAUUUUCGAUGUACACAUAUCGCCCACCAAUGGUUGGUUCGUAUACAUAUCCUGCAUAUGCCCGAGUCUUCGGCUGGAUUAUUGCCUUACUACCCCUCGUGCCUAUACCCGUCUGCGCAUAUCGAGUACUUAGUAGAUGUCAUGGCGAGACUUUGUAUCAGAAAUUCCGUGAAUCUUUGAAACCUUCAGAGGACUGGAGACCAGUAUCAACAUCAGAAUCAGAGAAAAAUAAAGGGGAAGGCAGAUUUUCACCUCCAGACAUGAAAUCUGCCAUUCUGAGAAACAUUUUGGGAAGGGAAUCAUAGAGGUGUUCUGGUGCUAAUUAUCGCCUACAAAUUAUAUAAUAUACAUGUAAACAUAUAUAACGCAA
Molecule: messenger RNA, 3652 nt
Organism: Ostrea edulis (European flat oyster)
Lineage: Eukaryota; Metazoa; Mollusca; Bivalvia; Ostreida; Ostreidae
Product: sodium-dependent proline transporter-like
Exons: 13
Coding region: 1704-3587 (627 amino acids)
Biological process (GO): sodium ion transmembrane transport
Cellular component (GO): membrane
Source: RefSeq, a predicted model, not a curated record